AUGGUUAAUGGACAGGAAAAGACACGCACCACCCCCAGCCACCUUGCAGCGAUAAGGUAAGCUCAACGCACAGAAAUGGUAAAGAAAUUUCCUAGCUUCCUCCUGACAAUGAGGCAGAGCGAAGGAGACAGAAGCCUCUUUUGCAGGAAUGGGAAACUUUUCACAAAAUUGGAGGACAGGUUUCGGCGCACCACUCUUUGGAAAGGCUGAAAGGCUCCCUCUCUUGGAGCAGAACUGCCGGGCUAGGGAAAGCUUCAUCUGUUGGAUGCCUGCCUGCCAAGGAACCCAUUACAAAACCCCAGAGACCACUCUUCCAGAAAACAGCUGUCAGUCUGUCAAACUUUUACAACAGCAGGUGGGACAGCGUUCUAUUAUGUUAAAUUUGGCAGAUUACCUUCUCAAGCGCAGGAACGCAAACCGCUUCUUAUUUAAUGAUCAACCUGUAAAUAAUUCCAAAGUAUAAAUCAUGGGUCUGUUUGAUGUUUGGCAGCCGGCUCAAGAAUCCGUUCAAGCCAACACUGAAGUGACUGGAAGCCAAAACAAAAUAAUGCAAAAAAAAACACACACAACAAAACAAAAAACUGGGAGGGGGCUUUGAAUUGGAAUGAUGUGGUUAUAUUUAGAUGGUACAGAGUGUUGUAAAGGAGUGAGUCAUGCCAGUUCUUAAAGAAACAUGUAGUUUAAGUCACGCCAGGGCAUAGAAGAACCUCUAUCAUUAGUACAGUGCUCUUUUGAUGCUAAUUGGUGGCCCGGCCACAUUGCUUCAAAGGCUUGUCAAAGAGAUAGCGCCAGGGCUCCGUUCAGAAGUUGGCAUGUUGUCAGGCUGAGAAUGAGAGUGAACAAAAGCAGGAAACGGAGCGCAGGUUUGCGUGGCCUUUUCUCCUUUUCCUUUCUGCGUAGGAUGCAGUUUAAGGCAAGAGUCCUGUAAAGUUCUAGGGCAGCAGAGACACUGGGCCAUAACAGUUGCGGUAAGGGCAAGACUCCACCUAUUGGCAAGAGAGAGAGAGAGAGAGAGCCCACUAGGAAUGUGUGGCUAUCCCUCAUCUCCCUUCAAAAAUUACUGGAGGGCUUGCAAACAUUGCCUUUGACUACGUGGGGAAAUCUCAAAGGCUUUUUUGAAUGUUCUUGAACCCCCGAGUUGCCUCACUCAACUGCGCUGAAGACUUUGCAGCCCAGAAUCAAGGCUUCUGACAGUAAUAUCAGCAUUUUUUGUUUCUCUGGGUGACGGUUCAUCAGAUCCAUAGGGAAAUGGGGCAGAGGACCAGCUAGGGUUUGGGAGUAUGAACAGAAUCAAUGCAAAGGAGCCUGCUUACGGCAUGUUGUGCUCAUCUCAAUUCUGCUUGCAGUCAUUUGAGCAGAUGUGUUUGCUUUGAAUGCUCCAUCUCCCCUGAAGCCCAUCUCAAACCCUCCAAGUGCCCCUAUUUCCCAGUGACGAUCCCAGAUUUACAGAAGCCAUCCCAUUUUCUGAUUUGAUCCCAGAAUGUCCCGCUUUUCCUUAGGACAUCCCUAUUUUCACCGGAGGGUACGGAAUUAUGCAACUCCUUGAGCCAAGGAGAUAAGUAACCUUUAGAAGACAUCUAAAGGCAGCCCUGUAUAGGGAAGUUUUGAUGUUUUAUUAUGGUUUCACAUAUGUUGGAAGCUGGCUAGAUUGGCUGGGGCAACCCAGUCAGAUGGGUGGGGCAUAGACUGUGCUUUCCCCACCUUCAUCCGCUGAUUUCUAACUUUCCUGCAGUUCUUAAGGGUCAUCACCCAUACAACUCCCCACCCCUGCAACAACACACCUUCUGUGCUGAAAAACAUCCGAUGGAAAAAGCCAGGGGGCUUUCCUAUGAAGGACCCUGGUCUGUUUACUAUGCCUGUGACUUUUCCUUCCCUCUCCCUCCCUCCCUCUGUUUGUUAAGGGUCUCAAUUACAGCCCCUGAAUUAACCAGGGCUGCAGUCUUGAGUUUUGCUUGCUCUCACCUGGAGAGAAUAGAACUUAACCUUCUCAGCGCACGACAGCUAACAUGUGGCCCUUGCAAAGGGAAUGGAUUUUUUAAAAAGUGCUUUGGGAGCUUGUUCCGCUGCACUUGAGCUGUGUGCCUUUACCAUUUAUCAAGGAUAUGGGCUGACAAGUUUGCAAGCUAAAUUUUGUGACCACUCAAUAAAGCAAUGAGUUGUUUAAUUGUUCAGGUAAAUCCGUUUAAGGAUCUGCUAGUUGAUUGAAAUGAUGUCCCUGAUUUACUGGAUAGCAAUUGUAUGUAGGCAUAGAUACGGCUGCAUUUUUAAUACACAUACAAAUAUUGGACAUGGUGGGCAUCAUUUUUGAAAAGGCCUUCUCCGUUGUGUCCGAUAUAAAAAUGAAUGUCUGUUCUUUGACCCGUAAGGACCUAAGAAUCAAUCAUUACUAGCCAUGCUGGCUAUUGUUCUACCUCCACUGAGCGUAUGCCUGUGAAUGCUAGUUGCUGGAAAUCACAAGUGGGGAAAUCACAAGUGGGUUUUUUUCACUCCAGUGCUGCUUGUGGGUUUCCUAUAGGCAUGUGGUUGGCCACUCUGAAAGCAGGAUGCUGGACUAGAUGGGUCCUUGGUCUGUACAAAGCAGCCUUUUUCAAUGUUGAAAAACGUUGGUCUGUUGGAUCAGACCAAAGGCGCAUCUAGUUGUCAUGGACUGGUUGCAUGUAGAGGAAUGGUGGGAGGAACCAGUUGGGGAACCACCAAGGGAAGACGGCUCAGAGCCUGGGGAGACAAUGGGAGAGGACUGGGAAGAGGAGAUGUCAGAAGCUGAAGAGGUAACAGGGCUUAGUGAGCUGGGAGAGUCUGUGGCAGCGACAAAUCCAGAAUUAAGAGGCAGAUGGAUGCUGAAACAGGGGAGUGAGAGGAGAGAGGCCAAGAGGCAGAGAUGUGUCAGGCUGCUGAAGAGUCACAGGUGUCUCCCCCUCCUGCUGCAACAAGCUUCCCUCGCCCUUGUCUCCCAGAACCAGAAGAGAGCUGAAAUGAGCCGAGCAACGGCAGGCUGCAAGCAGGCGGAGUCUCUGAUUGCUUGGUGAAGGCCCUGGAGAGGAGGGGACUUAGACAGCUUUGGGGAGACAGGGACUUUCAGUCUGAGCAACAGAUCCAUGGGGCCAGACCUACCAGAGAUGAACUGCUGUGCUCAUUAGGCCUGACACUCAGCCAAGUGUAUGAAGUACAUGUUUUGGCUAAUAAAGAGUUAAGUCCAGCUUUGACAGUGUGAUUUACUGCUGGUUUGUUCUAGCAUUCUGUUUUCACAGUGGCCUACCAGCUGUACCUGGGAAACAAGCAAAGCAUGUGUGCAAUAGCAAUCUUGUACUCAGAGGCAUAGUGAGCAAUAUGCUCCUGGGAAGGACUGUAGUUCAGUGGUAGAGCUUUGAAUGCAUAAGGUCCCUGGUUCAAAUCCCAGCAUCCCUAGGCGAGGUUGGAAUGUCACCUGCCUGAAACACAGAGGAGCCUUUGCCUGCCAGUGUAGACAGCGCUGAAGUAGAGGCACCAGUGGUCUGACUCAGUAUAGAGCAGGGUACUCCAUACCUUUGAUACCAGAGGCAAUACAUAUCUAUCACAACUAGUAGUGAUCGAUUUGCCUUAUCCUCCAUGAAUUUGUCUAAUCCCCCCCUUUAAAGCCAUCCAAAUCUAAAACCUCACUGGCAGAUACAGUCCACAGAUGUAAAAUUGCCAGCGACAGCGAGAGCAAAUAUCCAGAUCCCUGGGGAUCUGAGAGUGGUGUGACGAGGAGACAAAACUGAUUUUGACAAAGCAGCACUUAAUUGGUUUAUAGGCGGACCGCACUGAAAAUAUUUAAAAGAUUACAAAGACCCCUGGAAUGAAGCAGCGCAUUUAAAAGAAAAAAGGAAGAAUCGUUUUAGAAGUAUAGGUGGUGGGGGCUGCAACAAAAUGUUGCAGUGUCGAGUGCACAUUCCAGUCAGCCAGGCAUGCACACCAUUCACGAAACUCCACUGCAUUCCAUUCUGUUAUUUUACCCUGGUUGUCUAUCUUCAGUGCUGCCGCCCCCACCUGUCAGUCAGUACUCUGCGACUACUGAGCAUGCUCAGUCCCCACCUGACUGAGAAAUGCUCCUUCCUUGCUGGGCUCUCCCAGUUAUGGUUUCAUUCAAAAGAGUUUUAAUGUACUUCUACAAAUCUUGGCAUUGCUCUGGUCUAUCCGAUACCUCCCUCUUCUGCAAAGAUAGUGCUAUUUAGGCUACGUCAGCAACAUUUAUUCAUUUAACAAAAUUUAUAUGCCACUUGAUUGUAGACAAACCUCUAAGUGGUGUACAAGAAAUGAUGUCAUAAAUAAAAACAGCUAGAAACAGCUGGAGGAAUUUGAAGAUAAUUAAAACCACCAAAGAAAAAGAUUAAAGCAUGCCAGUAUCCAAGUGCCUGGUUAAGUUUGCCUAAAGAAAAAUAUUAUUUAGCAGGCACUGGCAAGAGAACAGCGAAGGCUUCUGCCUGCUGUCAAUAAGCAGGGAGUUCCAAAGGUGGGUGCUGUCACACUAAAAAGUUAUGGAAUCAUAAAAUGGUAGCAUUGGAAGGGAUCCUGCAAUGCAGGAAAUCUCAACUAAAGCGGAACAAGCAUUAUGUGGUACCUGUAACAGUUCUGCAGAUCAAAGUGGCUGAGUGAGCACAUAUGGGGUAAGAUGAUACUGCAAGUAAGAAGAGUUUGGAUUUGAUAUCCCACUUUAUCACUACCCGAAGGAGUCUCAAAGCGGCUAACAUUCUCCUUUCCCUUCCUCCCCCACAACAAACACUCUGUGAGGUGAGUGGGGCUGAGAGACUUCAGAGAAAUAUGACUAGCCCAAGGUCACCCAGCAGAUGCAUGUGGAGGAGUGGGGAAGCGAACCCGGUUCACCAGAUUACGAGUUCACUGCUCUUAACCACUACACUACACUGGCUCUCAAGUAACUGGUCCCAAGCCGUUAAGAGCUUUAUAUACCAAUAGUAACACCUUGAACAAGGCUCAGUUAACAAAUCAGCAACCAGAUCUCAAAGCAGAGGUCUUAUAUGCUGACAGGGUCUCCCUCUCAGCAAAAGCACUGCAGUGGCGAGAGAGAGAGAGGCCAAAGGCCCAGCAAGCUGAAAAUUUAUCCUUGCCCUGGGCGCAGGGCCAAGCACCACUAUUGGUCAGUUGGUCCCGUGCCCAGGGGGAAAGCCCCCUAAUUCCUGCCACCAUUGGCCAAAUCGGUGGCUGGAGGACAAUCCAGCCUGCAAUAGGCUGGUUCACAGAGGAGGGUUUAACUGCAGUAUCUGGACCAACCACAAGGGUGUCAGGAGUUCAGCCUACACUCGAGUAGGACUCUGGCAGAGACACAUGCCUGACAGGCAUGUUUCCUCCCUCCUGGUCAAUCGUUCGGGAGUUUCAAAAGCUUUCUUCAGCCCAAACAUCACAGCAACUGAUGCCAACCAACACCGGCACACUUAGGGAUCCACAGACUUUGCGCAUCAUGCGCGUGACAGACCUCAGCAAUUCAGCAUUUUGGCUAAUCUACUUUAUUUACAUAUAAACACACACGGAGCACUACAACAUGGCUCCCUCUCUCUCUAGCAUCAGACAGCAAAGAGAAGAAAAACAAAGGACAAUAGUCCCGCUUCACGGAACACAGUAACACAAACAUCCUGUUUCCGUCACUUCCCACUUUGUGGAGUCAAAACAUAUACUGUCAUGUGAAAGACAACAAUCCCAUGACUGCAAUCAUGGAGCAGGAAUUCUAACAUCGGGAAGCCCAUGUAGAGGGUGUUGCAGUAAUCCAAUCUUGAAGUCACCAGUGCCUGAACUUCCGGGGUCAAGCUCUCCUGGUCCAGGAAUGGCUGAACUGCCAUACCAGACACAGUUGGGGGUGAAGUGCUUCUAGCCACUGAUGUUACCUGGGCUUCCGGUGACAUCACUCACUCCUGGACAUUGAAAGCAGAAGAAGUGACAAGGAAUGCAGAUGGUGUGGAUCUCACAUGCACUUUGAUAUCUGUUGGGGUUUCACAAUUCCCUUCACAGGGAACCAUGGUUCCCAUUAAGUAUGAAGGAGAAAUUCAUUUCAGCCUGCAUUUAAAGUCGAACCUAACUAGGUUGCACUUUCCAGAACAAUAUGUGAACUGAAACAACAGCCACCCUUCAAAAAAUUCACACUUCUCCAAAUUUUGUGCUGCAGCAAGUAAUGUGUACAAAAAAAGCAUUUUUUGUUGUUGCUUUAGUUGUGCACAAUGAUGCAUAUAUAUUAGUGGAAAAAAAUAUUCAUAAAGUCUUUAUUAUUAGGUUUUUAAAAAAUGUGUACAUUAGGUAAAUUGCUUACAAAAAUGUACAUUAGGAGAAAGUCACAUUAAAAUGCUGGUGAAUUUUCACGAGGACUUCUUUUAAAAAUAAAUAAAUCACAAACUGAUCUGAAAAUGUGGAGAUCCAAAAUGAAGAUUGGGGAUAUGGUGAGAUGCUGAAAUUGAUAGCAUUCAUCCAACCCUCGUUCCCAUUGAUUGGAUGAGCAUUUUGUGGUUAUUAGGGAUAUAUAUCCCCAUCCACUCUGUUAUUUGUGGUAUGCACAAGUAGUUGCAGCAGCUUAAACAGGAUCAGAGCCACCGUUCUCAUCCAACUCUUGCAGUGUUCACCUUCCUUUGAGGAUGGCUUAUAUUUCUCGCAGGUUGCUGUACCACAGAAUCUAGGAGUGUGGAGGUUGUUUGAUGGUCACUCAUUCAUUCCGUAUAGAUAAUUUAUUUCAGGUACCUCUCUGGACAAGUUUGAUAAUGUGAUUAAUUAAAAUUAAGGGUUGCAGAGGAAUAGCUGGGUUGUCUUUGUGAAAUUGUGUGAAGGAUAUUAGAUCUGAACGAUUUUGAUGAAUUGCUCUUAAAAAAAAUGCUCCAUCGUAUAAUGAAUUGAGCUUCUCGUACACUAUGAUUACAAUGGAUUUUAAUUUACAUGCCGGAGAGUGUUCCAUGGCAUAGAUUUGAUUAAACCGUUUUUGACAGAGUGAUACAAAUUGUUUGGCUGAAUGAAUGGAGUGCACUGCUUCAAAUCCAAGUUCAGAAACUUUUUUAAAAAAAUGAAACUAUAUUGGUAUAUUUAUCACUCUUUAAUGAAUUCAAGCCCUUAUAUACUACCUUGUUGAAAUCCUUCCAACAGGUCUGGAAGGUAGUUCAGGGUUGUCACUCCCAUUUUCUAAGUCAAAAUUGAGAGGGUGGGGGAUUGACUGAGGCUUCUCAAUGAGUUCACAGUAACGAUUCUUGAAUCAGGAACUUUCUGAAUCAUAAUGUGGUCUUUUUGCCACUAUGUUGUUGUUUAGUCGUUUAGUUGUGUCCAACUCUUCGUGACCCCAUGGACCAGAGCACGCCAGGCACUCCUGUCUUCCACUGCCUCCCGCAGUUUGGUCAAACUCAUGCUGGUAGCUUUGAGAACACUGUCCAACCAUCUUGUCCUCUGUCUUCCCCUUCUCCUUGUGCCCUCCAUCUUUCCCAACAUCAGGGUCUUUUCCAGGGAGUCUUCUCUUCUCUCAUGAGGUGGCCAAAGUAUUGGAGCCUCAGCUUCAUGAUCUGUCCUUCCAGUGAGCACUCAGGGCUGAUUUCCUUAAGAAUGGAUACAUUUGAUCUUCUUGCAGUCCAUGGGACUCUCAAGAGUCUCCUCCAGCACUAUAAUUCAAAAGCAUCAAUUCUUUGGCGAUCAGCCUUCUUUAUGGUCCAGCUCUCACUUCCAUACAUCACUACUGGGAAAACCAUAGCUUUAACUAUACAGACCUUUGUCGGCAAGGUGAUGUCUCUGCUUUUUAAGAUGCUGUCUAGGUUUGUCAUUGCUUUUCUCCGAAGAAGCAGGAGUCUUUUAAUUUCAUGACUGCUGUCACCAUCUGCAGUGAUCAUGGAGCCCAAGAAGGUAAAAUCUCUCACUGCCUCCAUUUCUUCCCCUUCUGUUUGCCAGGAGGUGAUGGGACCAGUGGCCAUGAUCUUCGUUUUUUUGCUGUUGAGCUUCAGACCGUAUUUUGAGCUCUCCUCUUUCACCCUCAUUAAAAGGUUCUUUAAUUCUAUGCUGCACCAUAAUGUUCAACUGGGCAUGGUGACAUGUGCUCAGAUGUCCCCUCCCUGCAAUCUGGCCCAUUGCCCUGACCCAGGCCCUGAGACUAGGCCAACCCAGGGACCACCCACCCCAGACCCAGAUCAAUUUGGGAGUGGGCUAAUGUUUAAAUAGGUUUUUAUUAAACCCUAAUUAAAUAUAUGGUAUGUGGAAAGGAGAGAUGCCAAGUCUCAUUGUGCCUUCUAGGUCUUUUGGACUCCAGCUCCCAUCAGCCCCAGCCAGAAUGGUCAAUGGUCAGGGAUUAUGGGUGCAGCAGUCCAAAAGCAUCUAGAAAAGACCAGGUUGGGGGAGGCUGGGCUAGCUCAUCCACAUCUGCUCUUGGUGGGUCUUUUGGGAAUCUCAGGAAAGUGGCAAGUUUCUGAGAGCUGCUAUCUGAGCUGUUCUUUGAACUAGAGGUGCCAGGAAACAGUAUUUGAAAUUUGCCAGGCUCAUUUUGCACCUGCCAACCUAGCAGUUCGAAAGCACGUCAAAGUGCAAGUAGAUAAACAGGUACCACCCCGGCGGGAAGGUAAACAGCAUUUCCAUGCGCUUCUCUGGUUCGCCAGAAGCGGCUUAGUCAUGCUGGCCACAUGACCCGGAAGCUGUACGACGGCUCCCUCGGCCAAUAAAGCGAGAUGAGCGCCGCAACCCUAGAAUUGGCCACGACUAGACCUAAUGGUCAGGGGUCCCUUUACCUUUAUUGGCCUCUUAAAACCAAGUAAAGAUGCCCAGGCAGCAGAAUGGCGCCUGACCGGAAUGGCGCCUGAUGUCUCCACCAUCUGGAAGUGCAUGCCUAGGGGAUCCCUGGAUCUUGCCUGUUUUCACACACUAGCAACACAUCCCGUAGAAUUCUAUCCAUUAUAUUUUAUCUGUGCAAUCAGAAUGGAUUUCAGGAACCUAAAAGCCAUAUUGAAAAAUACGACUUUUGAGCCGUCUGGCCCCAAAAAUUGCAACUAGGCAUUCCAUUUUGGCAACUGUAACCCUAGUUUAAAGAACCCUUUGGUGUCUAGCUUAUAUAUCUGAGGUUCUGAAGUGAACUAGAGGCAUCGUUCAAGCAAAACAUGAAGUGUACCAGACAGGGAACUGUCUGAUAUGUCACCUAAACCAGCUUUUAGCUAAACCAGCCACUCUGUUGUGUUCUGCAAGCAAGCUAUACAGUAUGUUCUGAUGCUGAUACAUUCAAACUGAAAAACACAGUAUGAGGCCAUUUCAAUGUCUAUGCUGAUCUCCUGUGAACGGGUCAUAGAAACUAUCUAUUCUUUUUUUCCGUGUUUUUAUCAAAUCUUUAUUAAUUUUCACAUAGACAAAUAUACACAAGUUACAUAACAUAUAAAACAGAAAAUGAUACAAAUGAAUAGAAACGAUGAAAUAAGAAAAGAUAAAGAAACAAACAUAAACAAAUACAAUAUAUUACACUUACAUGACAGAUUAAAAUAUAUAACGUCCAAUAAUUCUCAUUAUACCACUUAUAUUAUCUGUAUCCCUUGCACAUCAUAUUAUUUUGUUUUGUGUAUGUAUAUAUAAUCCACUAUUAUAUUUUAUGUAAUUCUUGGUUACUAGUAUCACUCUAUUUCUGCAAGUAUCUUAUUGUUCGUACAGUACAUUUUUAAGUAUUCUUUAAAUAUUUUCCAUUCCCUAUAUACCUUCUGGUUUGACACUCCUCUAAUUUUUCUAUUUCAAUUUUGCUAGUUGCAGGUAUUCUAUCAUAAGAAUUUGCCGCUCUGUAAUCUAUUCUAUAGUGACACUUUUCAGGAAGAGAUACGUGCAAGACCUCUGCCUGUAGAUUACCGCUUCGCAGGGAGCUGGGGAAUCAUUUUUUUGCUUGUGUAAAGCACACGCGGCAGUUACACGUGAUUGUCUAAUUACAGCAGCUUUAUUUUUAAAGGGUUACUCCCAUAGAUGCAACUAAACAACUAGAUAAUGAAAUGGUACGCUUGGCUUUAAAUGGGGUCUCUUGAAACUACGUGGGCGUAGGAAACUCUGUAUUUCUUUCAAUGCUUAUUAGAGAUGGGGAAGCAAUGGUGUCAUUCGGGCUCUGCUGAAACCAGUGGAGACCUAGCCGCUGCUGAUACUUCCAUCAGGGGAGAGAAGCAGAGCCGAAAUCUCCCUGUCAUGGCACCUCCACCCCCUGCUAUGAGAUGCUCUAUACCACCUUCCCACUCUUAGCUCUGAGAUGAGUUCUGGAUGGGUAUUUACAUAACCUCCCUGCUGCCUCCACAGGUAAUAUUUAUCGGAAUACUCCACCCUGGUGUAACCAAAUAUGAGGCAGGUGGUGCGAUGCAAUUGAUUUAUUAAACAGAAACAAUAAAUGAGUACGUUUCCGAGCACAAUUCAAAGUUUUGGUGCUGACCUUUAAAGCCCUAAAUGGCCUCGGUCCAGUAUACCUGAAGGAACGUUUCCACCCCCAUUGUUCAGCCCAGACACUGAGGUCCAGCUCUGAGGGCCUUCUAGUGGUUCCCUCGCUGCGAGAAGCCAAGUUACAGGGAACCAGGUAGAGGGCCUUCUUGGUAGUGGCACCCGCCCUGUGGAAUGCCCUCCCACCAGAUGUCAAAGAGGAAAACAACUACCAGACUUUUAGAAGACAUCUGAAGGCAGCCCUGUUUAGGGAAGCUUUUAAUGUUUAAUAGGUUAUUGUAUUUUAAUAUUCUGUUGGAAGCCACCCACAGACGGGCGGGGUAUAAAUAAUAAAUUAUUAUUAUUAUUAUUAUUAUUAUUAUUAUUAUUAUUAGGAUUCCUUGGUGUACACCCAACUUUCUUUAUCUCAUAUCGUAGAAUUGUACGUUGGAAGGGAGCCUGGGGGUCAUCUAGGUCCAAGUCCCAGCAAUGCAGGAAUCUCAAUGAAAGCAUCCACAACAGAUAGACAACCAACCUUUGCUGAAAAUACUCCUCCACCUCCCAAGGGAGUCUGUUCCACUGUCAAACAGCUCUUGCCACCAGAAAGUUGUACCUGAUGUUUAUCCAAGAAAGUUAUUCCUGAUGUAUGUCCAAGAAAGGAGUCUCUUUUUCUUGUAACUUGAAGCUAUUGAUUCAGGUCCUUACCCACCUCCCAGCACAAGAAAACAAGCUUGCUCUGUCUUCCAUAUGUUGGCCUUUUAGAUAUUUGAAGAUGGCUGCCAUAUCGGCUCUCAGUCUCCUCUUAUCUAGGCUAAACACAUUACUUUAUUGCAAUGGCUGCUAUAAAACAGAUCCUAUUUAAAAGACCAAGUCUGCUUCUCAUCCACCAUCAACUUCCACGCCAUCAGUCACCUAUUCCCUGACUCCACUCUCACAGUUGACUCGCCAUCAGCAUUCAUUUUUGGAAAAUAUAUAUAUAUAUAUUGCUCAAUGUCCACAUAACAAAUUAUCAAACCAUACAGUCACCUACAUACUGGUAAUUUAAGUGAUUUGUGUAAAGUUCCCAUUCCUCCUUGAAGUCACAGUUGACUUUGUCUCACAAUUUGUAUGUCAAUUUGGCCAGUUCUCCACAGUUCAUUGUCAUCAGCAUUCAAACUCUCUUUCAAAGGCUCAUCCAAUCGCCGCUCACUAUGCAUUUACCUUAAUUCCUCUAUUAAUAUUUAUGCAUAUAGCAUUAUGUUCGAAACACCAGAACUUCAUAGUCCACCCCCAACCGCAAUUGGGCUGCCCUAUUCUUAGGAAGGUAGCACAGGUGUGGGGGGGAGGGUGAAAGUCACAGACAGGUGCAGGGAUGUGUGGGUGGCCCUUAGGUGCCAUUUCUGUCCCAUGAUACUUCCAAGUGAGAGCAGGAAGCCUUACCCUUCGAAUUGUCUUAUGACAUGUGGUCCUAUGGUGUCUCCAUGAAGCUAAAUCAGAAGACUGCUGAGCCUUUGAGAGGCUACUGUGAUUUUAACCAAAAGCAGAACUGUCAACAGAUCUGCUGCUUCCUGUUCAGAAUGGCUGGGAGAUUAAUUUCCUCUGGCAGAAAGGCUUUAAUUACUGUUUUCCCCUUGCUUAACUCUCCCCCCCCCUUUCCUUUUAUAAUGCAAUACUGGUAUUUCACUAUAAAAUAAAGACUAGGAGAGUAGCUCCAUCCAUCCCUCCCCUUUUGCAGGCAGCAGCGGUUGACUAAUUAAGGGGCGAUUACGGGGCAAUAAAUCACUUACCAGUGACAGUUGUGCAUGUGUAGGUGCUCCACACAAUCAGGACUCCUGGUUGAGCAGGGUUCCCCAUGGGGAAAGGCCGCAGCUCAGGGCUCAUCCAGUCUUGUCCUUGCCCCACUGCUUUCCCCUAGAAAAAACCCUCAAUAUUUACUGCUGAAUCAGAGCAAAUGUCCAUUGGGUUCUCCAGGUAGGAUUCCCUGUCUGGAAUUCUGGAGAGCCACAGCCAGUCACUGUAAACAAUACUGAACAAGAAUUUCCAGUGGUGUCCAUAAGGCAGGUGCAACAGAGCUACACAUUUAUUUGUAAGCACUCUGCAAACCACAACCCGUGCAUUUUAAUUUAAAGCCUUCCUCGGGGGGAAUAGAAUUUGAUGUUCUUCUUCAAAGAGAAUUAUCUUGGGGCAUAUCAUCACCACAGACUUAAAACGGCUUUAUUAGUUGUGCUUCUGGGAGAUUCUCUAAGGAUUUCCUAUGGAAUUGUCAAUACCCUUGACCCAAACUACAAGUGAUAUUUGAGGGGGGUUAAUGAUACAGUUAUGAAACUGCCACAUUACAUAGAUAACCCUAGAUAUUAAAUGGAUAUUAUUGAAAGGAUUCAGAAAGAGAUUUCAGGAGGAGGAGGAGGAGGAGAAAGCUAGCCUGAGAGGCAGGCUUUAAAUUGAAAUGUGAUUUGCAUUUAAUAAGAACAAACUUGAACAAUUUAGCUGUUGUGAUGUGUGAAGUUUGCACACCAGCCGGCAAUUCUCACCUGCAAUCCUGACACUCAGUUCUAGGGAUCUUUUGAAGCUGAGACCUUGCACUACAGAGUUUGGCACCCCAAGGGUUUACACAGACCACAGAGAUAAAAUGAGAAGGUCCUAUGGAUAGGUCUGGCAGUGGUGCACAUGAAUAACUCCUCUUUUAAUUGCUACCAGUGCAACAUGCUUGCUUUUAAAAACUUAAGAACUUAUUAUCACAGUGGACAACCAGUUGUCUACAGGAAGCCUGAAAGCAGGACCUGAGUGCAACAGACACUCUUCAUUAUUGAUUCCCAGCAACUGAUAUUCAGAGGCCUCUCUCAGCUUCCAUGUUCCAAUUACAUAUCCCCCACUGUCUCAUUUGAUACAUGCUUGAGCUAAAGAAUUGUUAUUAUGGUGCCCACAUAUGCAUUGCAAAGUGUUUUUCAGGUACUUAAGAACAUACUUUGAGUCUCUGCCCCCCAAAACUCUGCAGGUCUUGUUUUCCAUUGUGUUUAUUAAGUUUUAUCAACAAACAUGACAACAGAGUAUGGUCAUGAAUUGCAGCUUUUAAAUAAUGAAUUCAAAUCUAGAGGAUUUCCUCAUCCCAGUCUACAUGGACUUCAGAAUUCCACAAUUUCAUGGCAAGGAAGUCUGGUUUGAGAAGCAGAGCCAUUCCAUCAUAGCAGAAUUGUGGUCUUUCUGCCCUCCUCUCCUCCUUGGAACUACAAAUCUAUGGUUUUCAUGCACCAGUUACUGCUACGCAUGUUUUGAGGCUUGCAUCCAGAGUAGAAUUAUGUAUUUCACUCUUUGGUUUUUAUAGAUAAUAGCCAUAUCCCAUUGUAAUGCUAAGAGUAUACCUUCACUUCAAACUUAUACCAUCUACUGCAUAGACUUUUGGGAGCCGCAAUUUGGUGUGAGUGCCAAACAUUCUCUGUUUAGGAUCCCUCAUCCUUCUCGUACAACUACAAUGCCCAGAGUUCACUAGGGAGAGGGAAUGGUGGCUAAACCAGUUUGUAGUGGACAUGCUUUCUAUUCCACAGGCAGAGAACCUGGGGCCCUGGGGCUGCUGUUGGACUCCGGCUCCCAUCAGCCACUCCAACAUGCCCAGCCAGCAAGCAUGAUGGGAGUUGUAGUCCAGCAAUAGCCAGAGGAUCACCAGAAUUUCCCCCUAAUUUUCUGCUCUAAUCCCUGGCUAGAAUGAAUUCACCGGAUGUCAGAAAUAGAUUACUGGAGGUGGUAUCAUGUGGUUUUUCUGUGGGUUGUAUUCAGUGUGUGCAGUGAGCAAAAGGCAGCUCAUGCAAGCAAUCUUUCUCUACUCCUCCCCUCUACACUCUGCAAUUCCUCCCCGGGGAAUGACUAAAAACAUCUGGAGGGCCACAGAUUCCCACCCUUGAAGGAGAGAAUACAUUUUGCCCUUGUGGUGAUGAUCCAAAACAGCACCAUGCUUCUAAUGGAGCAAGCUUCUGCUUACAGAAGUUCACAUUGCAUUCAGUAUCAGGAUGUCAUGGCCUCCUUUUGUGGAUUUUCCCCUCCCUAGGGCAUGAUUUGUAAUUUUUUCUUGGUUCCUUUCUUCCUCUUGGGCGCUUUUCUUUCCCUCCCAAUAUGAGCGAAGGCUCCUUUGUCUCGGGAAGAGGACUCCUGUGAUCCAGUUUGACUUCCUUUGUAUCUUUCAGUGGUUUCAACUGCAGCCAAAGUGCCUCAGCUUUUUCAUUCAUUUAGGAACCCCGACUUGAGUUAGUACGUAUGCAUAUUAUCUCUCUGUCUACCCUGCAUGGUUCUCAUUUAUAACCUGCAAUCUCGGCACAACCUUGCACAGAACACUGCUUUGGUGGAAUCAGUAACUGGUCAGAGAUAUUAAUCAGUGCUCCGGCUAAAUCACAAAUGCCAUUUUGACGUGUGUUUUGAAGCUCGCUGCUCCAUUUUGGCUGCUCUGGGUGUAUUUGGAGCUGAGAAGCCAGUUGUUUUGGAUGCACUAGAUCAGAUAUGGAGGACCUGUGCCCCUCUAGAUGCUAUUUGACUCCCAACUCCCAUCAAUCCCAGCCAGUAUAGCCAGUGGUCAGUGAUGAUGGGAGUUGGAACAUCUGGGAAGCCACUCCUCCUCUCAGUGAGUGUGCUACAGCUAUCUCUCCCACCGCACCCAUAGUCCCCACAAUUUUGCUCCCCAAAGCACAAUACAAGCACCGGCAGUACCGAUAUUAUUUUCCUGCAACACUAACUCAGUUCUCACCUAUGGGUUUCCUGCUCCUUUUGGCUUUUCCCCACACAUUAACUGAUGGCCAGUAAAUGGAAUCCCUAUUAUAUUUUGUUAUUUAGAUGCUACUAAUGAGGGCACAUAAAUAAUGAUACUAAGUACUAAUGGGAUUUAAUGAAAGAAAUGGAAUACCACCAGCAGAUGCUGAACAUAGCCCACACCAAGGAUGGGGAAACUUUGACCCUCCAGAUGUUGCCAAACUGCAACUUCCACUAUCCCUGACCAUUGGCCAUGCUGGCUGGGGCUGGAGGGGGCUGGGUUCCAACAGCAUCUGAAGGUCCACAGCUUCCCUAUCCUUGUCUACACUUUCCAAGGUGGAAUCCCAUGUCCGCAUGUGGAAUAAUCCCCUCCACUCCUGGUAGCUGCUUCAAAUCAGCAUAUGCAACCCAGGAGAGACUGAUUUUCACCAGAGGAGCACAUUUCCCUUACAACUUCUCCUUCCUACAACUUCUCCUCCCAAUCUUUCCAUUCCCCCUUUGCUUGGGGUGGGGUUCCUAAGCAUAUAUCACAUGGUAAAAGGGCUGGUAUUUUGGAUCCUGUUUGCCAAACACACAGACACACACCAAAGGAACCAAGUGGUCCACACUUAGGGCUGUAAGGUCUAUGGCAGCAGAGGCCUUUGGGAGGCUCACUGUGAUAUGUGCAUGUGCCUUCCUCUCCCUCCCUUUGCACAGCCGCCGUACGACAGGGUGACUCCCAAGCACAUGGUCACUUCUCUCUGUUUUUGUUGCUCCUGUCCUCGUCCUGAUGUGUUAGGUACAAAGGCAGGAAGCUGGCCCAGCACAAGUCGGAAAUAGAAUGUUUCACUCCAAAAGGGAGUAUGGGAAAUGGUGGGAGAGCAACAAUGAGCAGGUAAGCAAAAGCAUGAGCGCCGCAAACCCCUCCUUUCCCAGGCCGUGUGAGAUGUCUGUCAGUCGGAGGAGCAUCUCGAGAGACAUUGUAACCCACCUCCUCAAUGUGUCAGCGCUGUACAUCCCAUACGAUAUGUCUGUAGAAGCUCAGACACCACCGCUCCUUGUUUCCUUGUAUGUUGUUGGAACCUGCAAACAGGGUUGCUAAGCCAACCUGGUCUCCUCUUGAGUCUGUAAUGUUACGGAAAAAUCUAGGUGUGAGGCUGCUCAGUCACCCAGCUCAUCGGGCAGAGCCCGUGGGUCUCUGCGGAAUAAAGGAAGGAGUCCAGCCAACCGGAGCAAAUAGCUGUAGACCAAAGUUUAUUGUGCAAAAGGUUCAAAGAGCAAAUUUGAACCCCGAGGAUGGGGUGACAAAGACUUUUAAAACUUUCCCACCAUAUCCCAGAAUACAGUUCGUACAGCAUCAUUGCUACAUCACUGACAUGUCACAAAAGGGGAGGGGUUAACCUUGGCAAACAUGUCCAGACAAGUCCUUGGUACAAGAUUAGCAUAAGCAGACAUGGCAGGGCAAGACUCAGGUAUAAGAUUAGCAUAGACAAAUAUGUCUUAAGUACCCACCACCCAAAAGUACAAUAGAAGUUCCUUUGCAUGUCUGGAGCCUGAGGCGAGUCAGGUGAUGAGAUUUGGCUUCCCUUGGCUAACAAUGAGCCCAGCAAUUGUCACCUCUGGGAACUUCCUGGAGUCCUUUUUCAACAGGAAAAUAGCUUUGGAAUGGAGGAAACUGGGAAAGGAGAUGAUUUUAUCUUAUUUUUAAAGCUAGGUAACUUCCCUGAGCUGUCAAGUUGAAAGGAUACAUUCAGGCAUAAUAUUUGUAAUAUUUAAUUGAAAGAUGUGCCACCCCCCGGUAAUUUCCGUAACAGUUACAACAGCUUGAUCUACAGCAGGUGAAGGGGGCAACUGCAUGGAGAAUGGAAGUGUUACCACCUCAUGUUUGUUGAUCAAGGAGCAAAGAAAGGUCAGCUUUAACAGAAGCUGGCAACCCUAGCUGCAAGACGGACACUGUCUUUCUCAGUGACGGGAACCAUUUUGUCCGCGAUUUGUUAUUUUGCCGCCAAAAAGGAGACUCUUUGCAACAAAACAUCCCCCCUGCUGGUAUAUAUUUGGCCUAGCCCAGCUGGCAAAGAAUCAUCAGCCUCGGUCUCUGGCAUGUGUUGCUCUGGGCUACACACAUGGUGAAUUUGUUACAAAUGUGCCACUGGCUUUAUCCUUUUUAUUUUAAUACCAGCGAUGCAUUGUAAUGAUCGGACAAGGGCUUCCUGGGGCACUCUUGGCAUUACUGAAGUACUCUCAGGCAUGCAUAGUCGACAAUGACAGCACUACAAAAUGCAUGCCAAGAGCUUAAAGGAUGUCUGAACAAACCCAGAGAUCGCCACUGAAGGACUCUGUACUGCACUGAGCAUGGAGACAAUAAACAAAGAAAUUAAUAAGCAGCUUGGGGAGCUCAAUCCUACCUCCCAAAAUCUCUCACCUGGCCUCCAGUAUAGAGUCCUACUUAUGUCCACCACAUGCAUCUGCACUUACGAAUCUUUCUCUUGUAUGAGAUGAGAUGCAAGCAAUGAAGGACUCUUCAGCCAAGAGAAGGGGAGAGAAAUGUGAUUCAGUUCGCAUUCGAAGGUGAACCUGCCUUCAAAAUAGGGAAGCAUUUUUCUUCUUCUAAUUUUCCAGGUCUUACUAGUUCUUGUCAGAUGCUGCCAGCCCAGGAGCAGGCAAGUGAGUUUCAGAUGGCAGGGAGCUAGGAGUUGGGAUGAUAUUUAUCCUGUUUUUGAGAAUCUUCUCCUGUGGAGCUAACUUGUCACUGGCUCAUAAAUUAUAUUCACAGUCCAAGCUAUUUUGUUUCUAAGCAUUCCCCCCAGCAACUUUAACAUGCACAAAGGACAUUUAUUCAUUCUUGCUAAAUUACUUUCCCUAAAAAUUCUUCAUCAGCAUAAACUUGGAGACAUGCAUAUUUCUUCCAGAUAUGGCAAGCUCUAAAUUUCCUUUUGACAGCUCUAAUAUCAAUACAUCAACUUUUACAACUAUCAUUCCAUCCAUAUAUUUAGCUUAUCACGUUGACACGUCUCUUAACCCAAAAUUUAUUGACCAUCAACUGAUAAACAAAACUCUAAGUGCCUUUAUGACCUUGGAUGAUAAAUUGAGCUUUCACCAAAUUUGAGAUAAACCUGUAGCCAUGAACAUUAAUGACCCAACAUUCUUCCUAUGUUUAUGAAAACAAACCAUUCUGCCUUCUGAAUGAAGUUGAAAUCAGUUACCCAAAAUUCUCCUGAAGCUCACUUUAGGGCUGUGUACUUCCUUCAAAAAAUCAUUACACUUAAUUAUUUACAAUGUCAACUUCUUAAUUAUUUCUCAUGGACCAUCCUCAUUUGGCUAUGACUUGAUUUUGUUAAAAUAAAAUAUGAUCUGUUCUUUAUUUGUAGAUAGAUUAAUAUAUCAGUAGCCAUUCCAGAAAAAUUAAAGCAUCUACAGUAUAGUGUAAUAUCUGUGACACUGUGAAAAAAUAGAUUCUGACCAGAGAUAGUAGGAUUUGUCAUUUUAGCCAGGAAUCAUGAACAGGCAGAUCCAGAUCUGUAGAGCUAUCUCAUCUGACAGCUGAACCAACUUUUAAUCAAGAUGAAGUAGAAAGUUUACAGUCUCACUUGCAAGGAAUAUAAACUUGGUUGCUAAAACCGUAAGAGAUAAAGGAAUUUCCCAUUUUAGUGUUGACAUUCCUCUCUGGGUGCUACAUCUAAUAUCCCAAAUAUGCCUGAAUGAUAGUUCUCCAUCACUGUCAAGUUCUUAUGGCGACAUGUCUCCGUCAUUAUUUUAGAGCCUGACCACCUCGGUGACAAAUUGUGGACAGGAUUUCAGAAUGGAAAACAGUGUGUGUCCCCACAAAAAAAAAUACGAAAGUCAACCUUCUCCUAAAGCAUUUGGAUAAGCUACAAAGCAUCAUUCAAAAUGAAUAACAAUCCUUUUUAAUGGACUCCUGGGUGUUCCUUCCAUGGCGAUCUCUUGAGUUGUUCAGGUCAUCAAUUUAAUCCCUGCUGUUCUGUCUUUUUAUUCCCUCGUUGGGCUUCAAUGAUGUCAGCAGUGGUCGAUUGUGUUCACACAUCUGCUCAGGAUUGAUCCACAGCUUCUGUUUGUUUGUCAACCUCUCUGUGUGGCAUUCUCUCUCUCUCUCUCUCUCUCUCUCUCUCUCUCUGCCCUCCUCCAUCUCUCUCUUCCCCCUUUUUCUCUCUCUUGUCUUGGCUGUGCCCGUUUCUAACUUGAUUGAUCUGUUCUGGAAAAAGAACAGCAAUUCAGUUGAAGAACGAGAAGCAAAUUGGUGGGGAAGAAAAGUGCAUGCAAAUAUCAAUUACUCAUAUGCUGUUUUAGCCUGUUGACAGCGGGGAGGAGGCUGCUUCCCCACAGUAUAUGCAAUCUUUGUCCUGUAUAUUUUCCCUCCAGUGAAGAGCCAAUGUUCAUUCUAUAGCAUGAUGAAUUUCAUUUCAGUAGAGCUGAGAGACAGCACGCUAUUGAGGAAGAUGCCCUACAUUUGUUAGCUUAAAUCUUAUUAAACAGACCGAGGGCGUUUCUACUUGCAUGGAGGUAAAUGCGCCUGAAAUCAAUGGGGCUUUACUUCCAAGGAAUUUUGGUACAGAAGUCUCACAGGUAGAGCAAAGGUCUACCAGCAAUCUCAAGAGAGAAUUUUAGAUAUGCAUAUCUGGUGGGAGAAUACCGCUUUCCUCUGUGGGCCACAGACAUGUCAGUCUUGGUGUGGUGAAUCUGCAGCUGUGCUUUGGAGCACUGAUGCAUUGAUGCAUGACCUUACCAUGUCAACUGUAUGACAAGUGAGUGUGUGCUUUGAGACUGUUUGGAAUAUGAAACUUGUUCAUGUCUUUGAAUUCGGGCUGGGCAAUAUAUCGUCCAAAACAGAUUUGAAGUCCAUAUUGUCAUAUCGGUUUCAUAAUUUUUGACCUGGCAAUAUAUCGCGAAUCAUGGGGUGUGUGUGUGUGUGUGUGUGUGUGUGCGCGCGCGCACACGUGUGCUAUGCAAAAAAAAUCAAAAUGUGGGGGGAAACUGUAAAGCCAGCCAAUGCCUCUACAUAGCUCCAUCUUUAUUUCAGCCAUCAUGAUAUAUCGGUAUAUCACAAUGUUUAGCUGGUGAUAUAUCACGAUGUUGAAAACCAGAUAUCGGCCAGCCCUGCUUUGGAUUAAUGCUCAUGUUUUGAGCCGAUAACACAGGCUUGGCACAAUAGGCUUUGGCAACCAAACCUGUACUGCCCUUGCCUUGCGCAGUGUAGACCAAGAAGGUAAAUAAACACUGCAGCCAAUAAAACAAUUGUUUCCACAAUUCCUUAGGUCAGGGUUAGGGAACUUUUGACUUUCCAGAUGCUGCUGGACUACAGUUCCCAUCAACCCCAGCAAGCAUGGCUAGUGCCCAGCGAAUGAUAGUUCUGUAGUUCAGAAACAUCUGGAAGGCCAAAGAUGCCCCACAUCUGCCUUUUGGGAAAGGAUUAUCCAAGUCUUCAUCAUAUGAAUGUCGAUAAAACCCAGUGAUGGCAACAGAAGGAACUGAGGCUAGAAGAGCAGAAACCAUUUUCUCUUUUCAUGUAGGCACAGAUAUUUAACUUGUGUUGUUCUAGUUAUUUUCUGUGUGUGCCAACAUGGGGAUAAAUCAUGGCAGGGAUGAAGGACCUUUAACUCCCUGGAUGGUGAUGGAUUCCUGCUCUCUUCAGCUCCAGCCAGCAAGAUCAAUGUUCAGGGAUGAGGAGAGUCCGUAGCCCAGAAACAUCUGGAGGGCUGUAGGUUCCCUGCCCCAGAUUUAAGGCAUUGAGAUUGGCUGACUUAUCAUCACAGAGACAAACCCUCAUGCAAGCUGUUGCGAGAUAGAUAUACGUUUCUUAUUUGUUGCAUUUAAUUAAGUCGGUAAUUUUAAGCCAAAGUCAUAGCCGCGCUACCAAGGCAUCGAUGUUUUGACAGCCUCAUAAAACAUCCCAUCACAUAAUUGAUUUUAAAUGAUGGAAGUGAAAGCUAUUAGUGGGCGGCUUGUGACUGAUUGUUGCUCAAAUAUAAAAGUGCCUUGCAAACAACUAACAUCAUGCACAUAAAAAUGUUUCAUGUUUGUGCAACAGCUCCCAUUUUGUGGUUUUCUCCGACUUGCUUUCUGUGGAAGGAAAUUGCUGGGAGAAACCACCUUUCCAACAUAAUGUUGCCAGGCUCCUGUUACUGUUUGAGCUGAUGCAUUGACUUUUCCCAGGGUAUCAUUGUAAGCAACAUGGCCAUGACGCAGCUUCCAACUUUUGAAGCCCAAAUUGGUUUGCACGUCCAUUCUAUCACCUAGAAUCCAGAGAAGGAGGAACAUCUAAGUUCUGUUUGGGUGCAAUGCCUGAACAGGAAAUAUGGAUGCUAAGAGGAGGCAUGGAGUCCUACUCACUCAUCCCCUUCUACAACAUCCAUGUGAGCUCCAGACCACCCCAUCUCUGAUCUCAGCCUUCCCCUACUGAAUGGGGAAGGUAAGAAGAGGACUACCUACUACUCUUGUUGGUUUUAACAUUGAGUAGAAGCCCUGUGUGAUCAGGAACCCUGAAAAAGGAGGGUUCUCAUGGAGACUUCUACUCAUGUUCAAGCAAACACAAGCAGAGGUCCCCUUCAGACCUUCCUCAUUCAACAUAGAAAAUUUGGGGCAUGCAGAGGUAGGGGCGUUGUGUACAAUUGCGACUGUCCCGUAUCAAAAGGGAUAUUGUAGAGAAAGUAAAGGUUCCGAAAAAGGCAACCCAAAUGAUCAAGGGGCUGCAGUAACUCCCCUAUGAGGAGGCCAUAGCCCCAGGUGCCUGUCAUUGGGGAUCUCUGGGUACCAGAGCCCAGUCUGGCAGUGCCACCGCAACCCCAGCCCCUCACUGAAUGGCCGCCUGGUUAGUGUUAGAGGGAUGCACCCAUAGGCAGGCGGACAGGCAGAGUGGUGCAGUCCUGUGAACCCUCCGUGCCCUGCGCCAACCUAGGGGCAGAAGCGAAGGUUAGGCUGGCAUGACAGGAUUUUGUUUACCCUGCAUACCCAGUGCCUGGUCCCACCCGUUGCAUGUGCACAUGCACGCUGGGUGCCAAUGAACUGCACAACACUGCUGAUUUGCUCCCACAGGCAGUAGUGAUGGCCACCAACUUUAGAAGAGGAUUAGGCAAAUCGACAGAGGAUAUGGCUAUCUACUCCGUACACUGUUGGGGGCAAAAAGGCUCUGAAUACCAGUUUCUGGGGGACACAAGUGGGGAAAGAACUGCUGAGGGCUUCUCACAGGCUCCUUCAACAAAAGGGUGCUGGACUAGUUGGGCCUUUGGUCUCCUGCCUCCUACUAAUGUUCCUAUUGCCUGUUCAGGCCUAACACGUCAACAGGGUUCUCUAGACCUUCGAUGGAGGUAUUUUAAGCAGAGGGUUGUAAUAAUAAUAAUAAUAAUAAUAAUAAUAAUAAUAAUAAAAUUAUUUAUUUAACCUGCCCUUCCUGGUUCAGAAAACCGGGCUCAGGACGGCUAACAACAAAUUUAAAACACUUAAUUGAUGCAACAAAAAACAGCAUAAAAUACAGUAUAAAAUGUGAAUAACAAUAAAUUCAGAAUUCAAAAAUCAAUUUAGGGGGGAAAUCCAUCCAAUAAACAUUAGAUGAUCACCAGGGCUAGCUGGCUAAAUUAGUCCUAUUUGGGCCAGCGAGGAGACCAGGGGAGAAUUAGCUGUGGGAUCCCAGAGCGGGUAGUCUUCAUAAAAAGGGGAGGGGAGGGGAGGAAGGACAAUAAAAGAUCAGGCUAAGUUCAAGUUGAAAGCCAGGAGGAAUAACUCUGUCUUACAGGCCCGACGGAAGGAGGUUAAAUCCUGCAGGGCCCUGGUCUCAUGGGACAGAGCAUUCCACCAGGUUGGAGCCAUCACUGAGAAGGCCCUGGCCCUGUUGUAGUUGCAAGAUUGCUCCAUUGAGCAGGGGGUUCCACUACAUGAGGUCUCAGGUUUCUCCCAACUCUUAAAAACCUAUUCAAUUGCUUUAUGCAGAGUCAGGCUAUUGGUCAUCUAGGGCAGCACUGUCUGCGCUGACCAAUGGCAGCUUACCAGAUUUUCACACAGCCACAGGACAGGUUGGGAACUGAACGGGGGACACUGUGUGUUCCAGCACUUUGCAUGUGUUUCUUGUGCGAAGCCUGGCUUGUUCAGCCUGCAUGUCACAAGCCCUUAUAUGGCUCGGCAGCUAGGCAGAUCUGAGACACUACAGAGCUAUGCUGCUCGCGGCUCCAGCCAAAGCUUUGAGUGUCUUCCUCCCCCUCCCCCCCUAAGCCUAAGGUGACUUUUACUAUCUUGCAGCUGCAACUGCAGAGGAAGAGGAGAAAAACAGCAUUUUAACUUGAUUUAUCCACCGCUAUAAGCACUCAUCUGUGCUCUUUAAAAAAUAAUUACAAAGGUGCAGAGAUUUUUUACAGCAGUGAGUUUGCCAGAAAAUGCUGCACAUUCAAUGAGAUAUCGAUGCCCCCGAAUUCCUGGGAAUUGCAAGAGGGGAGAGUGCUGUUGCCCUCAGGGCUUUCCACAGGCAUUUGUCAGCCGCUGUCAUAACACAAUGCUGGAUAGCUCAGUCGGUACAGCAUGAGACACUUAACCUCAGGAUUGUAGGUUAGAGCCCCACAUUGGUCAAAAGAUUCCCGCAUUGAAGGGGGUUGGCCUAGAUGAUGCUCAGGUCCCUUCCAAUUCUCCAAUUCCGCGAUUGUAUGAUUUCAUGACAUAAUGGGCCAUUGGCUUGAGCCAGCAGAAAUCUUCCUUUGUUAUUUCUGUUCAAGCAUUCGGCAUGCGCAAGUACUGAAUGUGCGAACGGGCUUCUGAGAAUGAACCUGGGUUGUCCUGCCUCAAGUAACAAAGAUAUGUGGGGAGGGGGACAGCCCAUAGCUCAGUGGUGGAGGGUCUGCUUUGCAUGCAGAAAGUCCCAGGUUCAAGUCCUGGCAUCUCCAGUUAGGAAUGGGAAUGUCCCCUGCUGAAACCCUGGAGAGCUUCUGCCAGUCAGUGAAGACAAUGCUGAGUUAGGUGAGCCAUUGGCCUGAUUCAGUAUAAGGAAGUUUCCUAUGUCCCACUGUGGGGAAAAUGCAUGAUAGGAGCAUAGCUGUCAAUUUUUCCCUUUUCUUGCGAGGAAUCCUAUUCAGAAUAAGGGAAUUUCCCUUUAAAAAAGGGAAACGUUGACAGCUAUGGAUAGGAGAAACAAAAGUUAUGAUGAAUUUUCAUGAGACUUUUAGAAAAGGGGAAGGAAACUGAUGUAAAAAUAUGCAAAAAUGGAAAAAAAUGGAAAAAUAGGAAGUUGAGAGAAACAAAAAAUGUCAGAUUCACCCAUUCCUCUGUGGGUUAGAGAGAGAGAAGGGGAGGGAGAGAGAGAGAGAGAGAGAGAGAGAGAGAGAGAGAGAGAGAGAGAGAGAGACGUGCUUGCCUGCCUGUGAGCUUGGCAAGGGUUGGAAAACCCAACCAAAAUCUUAACAGCAAUAAGGACACCUUGUAACAGGGAUGACGAAGGUGAAAGAUUAUUCGAGGGAUGAAAAGCAUUGGGACUGCAUUCUGUGGAAAGCUGCCUUCAGUAUUUGAGGAGGGACAAUGACUUUUGCAUGUUUGUCGAAUGUCGCUUUGUUUUCCCUCAACGAGAAAGCCAGUGAUGCGAUCUGACUGACCCCCUCAGUUAAACCUCCCGGAUGGGCAAAGAGAGUGACACAUGCGUCCCAAGGCCUAUUUGGGUGGGGGUGGGUGGGUGGGUGGGAGAAGGGAAUUUAAAAAUGGCCUUCUGCCUCCAAUUUCCUGGAAAUGCCACUGGUUUUUAUGAUUGACGCACUUUAGGGAGCGAAGAGGCUUAAUUUGCUACAUGAACAUGACACAGAGCUCUACAGUAAAAAAAAGAAAGAAAGAAAAGGAACCAGUCUGGCACUUUCGAUAUAUGGACAUGGCAAAAAGCCCAGCUUGGGGUGGCAGCCGCUGACAGGAGACUCAGUGCCUCCCUGGCUAUUAAAUGACACACUUCUGCUCUGUCAAGCAGGUGGCCUGUAAUUAGGCAAUUAGCUCCCAACAAGGCCAGUUGUGUAGUCACCCUGAAUGGCUGGACAAUCCUCUCAGAACCUAGGUGGACAGUAUGUGAGGGAAAUGAAUACGUGCACGCAAGACUUCCUCAUCAAAAGACUGCUAACUCUCUCUAUUCCAGCGUUCUGAACAGUCUGGAGGUCCCAGGUCAGGAAACCCAACCCCUAAUCUCAGGGUGAAUGAGAAAGACCAUCAUAGUAACACAUGUCACAGCCUCACUGUGGCUACCUUGCUUUGGGGAGGGGCGUUUAGCUGCAUUCCCCCCCCCCCACUGUAAUAAUAAUUUUAUUAUUUGUACCCUGCCCAUCUGACUAGGUUUCCCUAGCCACUCUGGGCAGCUUCCAGCAUAUAUAAAAACAUAAUAAAACAGCAAACCAUAAAAAUGGCUGCCUUCAGAUGUUUCCUAAAUGUUAUAUAAUUACUCGUCUUCUUGAUAUCUGAUGGGAGGGCGUUCCACAGGGUGGGUGCCACUACCAAGAAGGCACUCUGCCUGGUUCCCUGUAGCUUCACAUCUUUCAGUGAGGGAACCGCCAGAAGGCCCUCGGAGCUGGACCUGAGUGUCCGGGCUGGAUGAUGGGGGUGGAGAUGCUCCUUCAGGUAUACAGGGCCCAGGCUAUUUAGGGCUUUAAAGGUCAACACUAACACUUUGAAAUGACCCCAUAGCUGUCGAUUGAGACAAUGAAUCUAAGUCCACAGCCUGCAAGCAUGUGAGUUUCCCUACGGGGAAUAUCCCAUGCAGAUAUUCCCCUGCCUCUUCCCCAUGGAAAACCGUAGGAAUCCCAUGAGUUGAGGACCUUCUGUGAUGAUGCUCACUGAUUCAGUUUGGGAAGCCUCUCUCAAAUAUCUUCCCCUAGUUUGGUUUCAUUUGUGUGAUGCCGCAUUGAAUUCUGGUCUGGGAGAGAUAUCAAUAAAGAUGACAAUAAACCCUUAAACGACAAAUUCCAUGAAAGAUCGGCCAGGAAUCAAGAAAUUUAAUUCAUGUGGGAAUGGAAAACAAGUAAAUUUCCAACUAAGUUUCUCGGAGAGUGAGUAUUUCCUCUCCCCCCACUUCUCUGGUUUUCUUGACUCUUCUCUUUACACAUAAACUACCAGAAGCAGAGGUCUAAUUUCCUAGACUUAUUUCUAGUCUAAGAAUCCCAUCCCCUCAGGGAUGACACCUGGGGUGGGCCACACACCCUGAGUGCCCCCUUCCUCCACCAGUGCCCAUCCAUACUCCACUCUGGUCCCAGAACUACUAACUGCAUUAACUCACAAAUCCCAGCUACUCCGUUAACCAAUAUUUCAUCCUCCUGCUCCCUCUUACCUGAACUUUUGACAGCAAAGCUCCCAUCCCAUCCAGUCACAAUAUAAAACACAGUUGCGUGGUGAGUCCCCCCCCCCCCAGUGGAAAUAAAGACACAUGACACAAUUAUUAAGGUUAAUGGGCUAAAUAAGGCCACAACUUUAUUGGUUACAGGUGAUGAGUGGUAUUGGCUUAGGCAUUGGUCCUAACUGACUAUAUCCGGCUUCAGCCUGUCUGCUUGAAGUCCAGAAGGGGUUAACCACCAGUAGGGGGAGUCCUGCUGAUGCACAUCAACUAGGAACUCCUCCAGGGUCACUGAUCAGGGGCGUGCCUUAGGCCCUCACCUCCCUAGGCUUCGGACAGGGCCACACACCCCGGAAUCCUUUAUCGGACUACCCUUCAAUAUGUGGGGCAGGUGAUGGUGCUUCCUCCCCUCUUCCAUCCACAAAACAAUGCCAAUACCAAUGCCUAACCGCCAAUACCAAGAAAGUUGUGACAAUUUGCUAUGAGGUAGGCGAAAACCAAGUGGCUGGUGCCAAUUUGCCAAGUGGAAAAAUUCCUACCUGGUCCCUCAAUGGUGACCAACCAAGGUCCAUAGCAAGGUCAAGGAACAAAAACCUUAAAGGGCGGGAGGGUGGGAAACAGGAACAGCUGGUAUGCGGGGAAAGAGGGAGAUCCCUGGCCGCACCUACGUUUAAAUCGGGCAGGUCAUGCCCCCAAAGCCAGCCGAUUGGCUGGCCAGGGGGUGACGCGGCCAGGGAUUCCCCCAAUCACGCAGGGGCUGGACUCCAGCCCCGCAUGCGUGGUGGGGCUGCGACGCCCGCAAUCCCACCUCCUCUGCAGGACGGAAGUGGCUUUCUCUACAGGUACAUUCAAACACGGGGAAUGUUGCGUUAGUUUUCCUGAUCCUAAUGCUAGCACUUCAGUCCAAUUUUUGAACAUUGCUUCCAUACUGCAGUACCUUUUGUGUUAUGGAACAGUCACUUCCUGACUGGUACAGGCACAUAUUGCACUGAAGUGCACUUGCACCAGUGGGUGUGGUGUGGCAAAACAAGGAGUAUCAUUGGACAAUGUCUCUACUCCUCCAUCCUUUAUGUACAUGCAUGCCUGGGACCCCCUAUGAUUUCCUAUGAAAACAAAUGGAAGGGACUGCAUACAGGUAUGCCAUAUGCCGCCCCAAAUUUCAUCACUCCCACAAUUCUAUGGGUUAAUUGGGUUGUAAAUGAUUUUCUUUUCUUUUCUGGAACCGAUGAACACAGAAAGGAGUGUUAAACUUCCACUAUUCCAAAAGUCAUAGAAAAGCUCAGAUAUAAUACAGAAAUUAACAAUUAGUGAAAUGGAAUAAACGGCUAUGUGAAUGCAGUCUACAUCGACUGCAGAACACGUGUGACCACUUGUACUGUAUUAGCUUGUCAAGUGUUGAAGAAGGAUUUCACCACUGGCAUAAUCCUGUUUCACCAGAGCCACCUCCACAAUGUGUCUUGUGAUGUAUGUGCCUGCAGUGUGUAAAUCCAGACGACUGGUCCGUGCAUUGUUUCCCCUGAUCUUGAGGGAAGUGGUUGUGCAUUUGUGUGUAGCGUGUGUGAUACGUUAUUGUGUGUGGUGCAGUUCUCGGUAGAAAUGCCCACUCUACAAUAAGAAGAUUGUCUAGGUGGAUGAGCCUGCGAACCAUUUUGCAUCCUCAGGCAUGUUUGUUUUGUUUCAGCCAUUGCUUAACAGUUUAUACUUUGGAGAUGCUCCAUGAUAUGGAUUGCUGGUUAAUAAUGUGUAAUUUAUUUACAUGGAUUUGUGUGUGUGUGCCACAGCAGAGAAGGCUUGAAACAGCUGUGUGAACUGUAGGGUAUCUCUGCUGAUGAAAAGGAUGCUUCUCCACAUUCUUGUCUGUACGAAUGGACCCAGAAACAUUUCAUCAUAGGUGAAAUGGACAUAAUGGCUUGCUCCUCGUAGCCCAGGUGGAGAGGAGACAUGAUGGCCCUCUUCAAAUACUUGUAGGACAGUUGCAUAGAAGAAGAAAGGCAAGACUUGUUCUUUGCUGCCCAGAGGACAGAGCUAGACCUUAUGUUACAGGAGGCUAAAUUUCAGUUGAGCAUUCUGAGAAGCUCCUUGAUGGUAAGAGCAGUUUGACAAUGGAAUUGCUUACCUGGAGAGGUGGUGGGUUUUGUUCCAAACUGGAGGUCUUCAAGGAGAGGCUGUACAGCAGUUGCAGGCAACCAUUGAUUCCCCAGAUGUUGCUGAACUACAGCUCCCAUCAUCCCUGGUCAUUGGCCAUUCUUUCUGGGACUGAUGGGAGUUGUAGUUCAGCAGGUUCAGGAGGACCUGCUGUACAGCUGUCUCCUUGCAAUACUCUCUUUUCCAUGCACAGAGCAGAGGGUUGAACUAGAUGGUGUGCAAGAAGCCUUUCAACUCCACGAUUCUGUGAUGUCCGAAAAAUCCUCUGCAUUCUCUAGAAUGCAGUAGAAGCCAUUGGUGCCUACCUGGUUUCAUUUGGGUACCAUGAUGGUUUAUUUCAAGGCUGAUUGAUGACUACAGCAUUUGCUUAUACUUAUCUUCACACUUGCUUCUUUUGAUAGCAGCUAACAAAUUUAGUUCAGCUAGCUUUCGGGAAUGACACCUGGGCGCUGUGAUUCUGACAUGUUUAUUCAGCGCUGGCACCAGACUUCAAUGGGGGCCCUUGGUGUGAUGCCAGCGUUGCUUCUACACUGUCCAACACACACACACACACACACACACACACACACAGAGUGAGGCUUGGGCACAGCCCUGUUUGCAAUGUCUGGCGCCGCAUGUUUUUCUGCUACUGACGCCAUUCACUGCCCUCCAUGGGGGGCUUCAGUGUUGGGUGGGUGCUGGUGAUUUUGAAUGGGAGCUAAUCUCAGCUGCCAUCCAUGGGAGCUGCCUGCUGUCUUAAGCGACCCCAAACUCAUCACCCUAGACCAUAGAUCUCUGAAAUCAAUACAUUGCAUAGAUCUGUGUGCCAGCAUGUGGCGUUUUGGGUAACCCAAAAUGGUAGGUGGCCACUGCAGAUGAGCUUGGCUCCCAUUCAAAGGAGGCAACACUGUUUGCUGUAAUGGGUCGAGUGCUGAGUAGCAUCAUGGCUGGGGUAAGCUGGCAAAUGGGUGUUCCAAACUCUUGGGGCUAUCAGAACAUUGCCUGAGCUGGCCAGCCACUUGUGAUGGCCCUGCUGUUAAUAACUCCCUUAGAUAUGAACCUUAAGUUCCUUCUCUCUCUUUCUCUCUCUUCCUUAUUUUGCAGCUCCAAUGGGAAAUCGGUCACAUGGGCCCAGAACGAGAAGAGCACAAGCAGGGGAGCCCACCUCUGGCAGAGGCUUUCCGUUCAUAUCAACAAGAAGGAGAACCCCAACCAAACGGCCGUGAUCAAGCCUUUCUCCAAAAGCACAGCCAGCAGCCAGCACAGCGGCGGCAGCAGCAGCGGCGCCACACUCACCGUCCCGCUCCCAGAGUCCAGUGCCAAACCGCUUUACGACGUCUCCGAAGCAGAGGAGCACUACCCGGCUCAGUACCGAGCUCAGACCCCUUCCCCCAUCAGCACCAUCAGCCAGAGGACGGCCUCGCUCAGCCGGACGGAGGACGAUGUCCCGACGUUCCAGACAGAGCAAACCCAGAGGAGCAGCUCCUCCCAAGGCUCCCUGAUGGAGCAGAUCAGCAGCGUGGUGACCCGCUUCACUGCCAACAUCAGCGAACUCAACUCCAUGAUGCUCUCCACGACCACACCGGGAGCCAUGGUGGCCACCCCUCUGUGCUCUUCCUACCUGAUCCCGAGAGAAAUCCAGCUUCCUACCACCAUGACGACGUUUGCAGAGAUCCAGCCUCUCCCUGCCAUCGAGGUCAACGGCGCAUCUCAGUCGGCCAGGAAGCCGUCCUGCGGCAGCGUCAAAGAGGGCCCUUCGGCAGGAACACCAGCAGCGCCAAAGCCAGACCUGGAAGAGUUGGUGGCUUUGACGCCUCCCUCCCCCUUCAGGGACUCUGUUGACUCCGGGAGCGCUUCGCCCAGUUCCCCAGCCUCCGAAUCCGCCCUGUGUGUCCCCUCUUCGCCAAAAUACGAUUCGCUUAUGAUAAGAGAUUAUGCUCAGAGUUCUUCUUCUUUGUGA
Molecule: messenger RNA, 30401 nt
Organism: Podarcis lilfordi (Lilford's wall lizard)
Lineage: Eukaryota; Metazoa; Chordata; Lepidosauria; Squamata; Lacertidae
Source: the annotation of a GenBank genome assembly